Telopea speciosissima is the source of this 982-nucleotide messenger RNA. RefSeq names its product cytochrome b6-f complex iron-sulfur subunit 2, chloroplastic. Gene Ontology annotation, cellular component: plasma membrane. NCBI's taxonomy places the organism in Eukaryota, Viridiplantae, Streptophyta, Magnoliopsida, Proteales, Proteaceae. Gene Ontology annotation, molecular function: 2 iron, 2 sulfur cluster binding. The transcript is spliced from 5 exons. The record is from RefSeq and is a predicted model, not a curated record. Bases 105 to 788 code for a protein of 227 amino acids.
UCUACUCGCCGAUAUGGAAUCCCAUGGCUUCCACUCGAUAAAUCUUUCUAUUCCACAUAUCUCAGAACAUACGUUUCUCUUGGUCUUCUCAACAAUUCACCAUUAUGGCGGUUUCUAAUCUAUCUGCUGCAAUCCAUUCACAGCUCUGCUCUAGCAAAAAUGGGAUUUUCUCUCGUUGCCAAGCUUUUACUUCGAAACCCACAAAGACCCAAUUUGUGGGGAAGGAGAAGGGGAUAAGGAUAACGUGCCAAGCUACCAGCAUUCCAGCCGAUCGCGUGCCCGACAUGGGUAAGAGGGAGCUCUUGAAUUUGCUUCUUUUGGGUGCCAUUUCACUCCCAACCGCCGGCAUGUUGGUUCCUUAUGCUACCUUUUUUGCCCCUCCUGGGUCAGGAGGUGCUGGUGGUGGUACCGUAGCAAAGGAUGCCUUGGGCAAUGAUGUCAUCGCAAAUGAGUGGGUCAAGAUCCAUGGUCCAGGGGACAGGACCCUUACACAAGGGCUAAAGGGAGAUCCAACUUACCUUCUUGUGGAGAAUGACAAGACUCUUGCCACCUAUGGUAUUAAUGCAGUCUGCACACACCUUGGGUGUGUUGUGCCAUGGAAUGCUGCAGAGAAGAAGUUUAUUUGUCCUUGCCACGGUUCCCAGUACAACAACCAAGGCAAGGUUGUCAGAGGACCAGCACCUCUGUCCUUGGCCUUGGCUCAUGCAGACAUUGAUGAUGGAAAAGUAAUAUUUGUUCCAUGGGUUGAAACAGAUUUCAGGACAGGUGAAAACCCAUGGUGGUCUUAGACCCCCUCAUCACCUUCAAAUUUCCAUGUGUUCAAGUUGGACCAGGUCAAUUUGUUUGCUCCAACCCAAACUCUACUUGCACUAGAUAGCAAUCUUCUGCAAAGUCAAGCUUAAAAGCUUUAUUGAGAACCCAAAUUGAACUUGAUGACAAAAGCCUUCAUAUAUUGAGAGUACUAUUGCUUAUUCUUUAUAUA